UCCUCACUUUCUCUUGUGGCAUAAAUAUUGAUAGACCCAAGAAUUUGAAAGUUGAAACCUGAAAUCUCUUGCUUGCUCCAUUGAGUAUGGCCUACGGGAAGAGAAGCCAAACCUCCUCUAUUUUGGAGGUGUUUACUCUAAAUCCUCUGCCAUAUCCAGUGCUGCUAAUUUUAGCGGUGCUCUUCAUCUUUCUGGGCACCUCCUGGUACUUCUCCUAUGAAUCAGCAGUAGAAGCUGCGGAGGAGAAGAUGAGUUGGGCACUCAUGGCCGUUCCUAUUGUCUUACUCGUUGCUCUCCACUGGUUGUCGUCCAUAGACAAUCCCCACCUCCUAUUUGCCACCUCUCCUGCUGAUCGUCGCAGGAGAUCCCAUCAUCAACCGUCUGAGGGUACUUCUCCAUGGAUCGUGGCGGCAGUCAUCGUCUUGUUGCUUAUCAUGAUUUCUUACCAAUCUACCUUCCUUGAUAACUGGUCUGUCUGAUGUCUGAACUGAUCAAUAAACUCCAUCAAAUCAAUUUUAAGU
Messenger RNA from Nelumbo nucifera (sacred lotus), 521 nucleotides. RefSeq lists its product as uncharacterized. The record is from RefSeq and is a predicted model, not a curated record. Lineage: Eukaryota; Viridiplantae; Streptophyta; Magnoliopsida; Proteales; Nelumbonaceae.